Spodoptera littoralis (African cotton leafworm) is the source of this 1497-nucleotide messenger RNA. Lineage: Eukaryota; Metazoa; Arthropoda; Insecta; Lepidoptera; Noctuidae. The record is from the annotation of a GenBank genome assembly.
AUGGUGAUAAAAGUUGAUGAACCUAUAGUAAUGUCGCGGAUGUUUCCCGUCUCUACAUGUUGCUUGCUGUUACCAUUCGUUUGGGAGUACAAUGUGCGUGUGCCGUGCGAUUGUCUCAAGUUCUUCAAUAACUUCCAGGUGGAGCUUGAGAAGCUUAACGCAGCCACCGAUGAGAUCAAUAAACUGGAACUGGAGCUAGAUGAGUCUAUGAAAACAUUCCAUCUGCUCCUGAAUGAGACUUCGCGACGGCUGCAGGCGUGGACCAAGCGGUUGGGGACGUGCGUGGACAAGUCCAGGCCUUACUAUGAUGCUGUGGGAGUGGCCACCACUGCCAGGCAGGAGUGUCAGAAAGCUGCUGUGCAGUUCCAGAGGGCUAGUGAAUUACACGCUGCCGCCAAGGAGACGGUGACGCUGGCUGAGCAGCGGUUCGUGAGCAAGCAGGACGAGUGGCAGUUCGACAGCAACUGGCAGGAGGUGCUCAACCAUGCCAUCAUUAAGGUCAUGGACGCAGAAAAGCGGAAAGCGGAAAGCGGACGAGAACAUCAGAGGAAAGCGGCCGCUUACAUCGCAGCUGAGAAAAAGGUGACACAAUUAGAAGAGAACCUAAAACGGAACAUCAUUAAGUCACGGGUUUACUUCGAAGAGAAGAAACUGUGCGACGAACAACUGCAGACACAGAAUGAGAAGAUUGAGAAGUUACAACGACUCAUAGCGGACGCCAAGUUCAGAUACUCAAAGUCUCUUAAAGCCCUUGAAAAGAUAUCGGAAGAAAUUCACAGAAGACGGGGUGAGUACCCGCCAGACAAGGACUCUAUACCCGUCGGUCCUAGAGAGCCCGGUGUCGGCGCAGAAAGAGACGCCAUCCAUGACGAAGACGCAGCGAAAGCUGAACAUGAGAAGGACGAAGAUUCUAGUCUCCAAGAACUGAGGAUGCGCGUCAGAGAACUCGCUUCCAAACCUAUAGAGAAAGACAUUGAAACAGACGAAGCGUGGGCUCUGGAACUGAACGAGACCAUCAAUAAACUCGAUCAAUUACUGAUGAUGAAGGAAAAUAAUCAGCAGAAGAGGUCUAAGUUCACCGCUAGUUCUCCUAGGAACUCUAGCGCGCCCUCCACCAGUACAAAUACUGGGAAAUACAUCGAUCCACCGAGCGACAGCUGGAAGACUGAGACUAACCUAACUAGGACCAAAUCUAUAAGCAAGGAUGUGGUCUAUGAACACAGUAACCCACCGAUCAGCAAGACGGAGAAGUCUAAAAGCAUGAUGUCUUUAGAUGUCCUCGCCUUAGCUAGGGACACGAAUAUGAUGGACAGGGAAUCAUAUCUUAAAGCUGUUAUCGAGGACAAAUCCCCUACGGGGACGUAUACGGAGAGUAAUUCCGACAGGAAUGAUACUCCUGACGAGAUCCUGAUGGUGGAAUGUGACUCCAGCGACUCUAAUCAAAAUCCUGUCAUCAGGAUGACCAGCUCCACCGUCUCUGAUAGCGAUAACAGCUAG